AUGAUGUCCAUUAUUAAUACAUCGGAUGUUGAAAUCACCACCUUCUUCUUGGUUGGGAUGCCAGGGCUGGAAUAUGCACACAUCUGGAUCUCUAUCCCCAUAUGUAGCAUGUAUAUUUUUGCUAUUCUGGGAAACUGCACCAUCCUUUUGGUCAUCAAGACAGAGCCCUCUUUGCAUGAGCCCAUGUACUACUUCCUUUCCAUGUUAGCCAUGUCUGACAUGGGCCUGUCCUUCUCUUCUCUACCCACCAUGUGGAGGAUCUUCUUAUUCAAUGCCCCUGAAAUUUCUGCCAAUGCCUGCUUUGCCCAAGAAUUCUUCAUCCAUGGAUUUGCAGCAGUGGAAUCUUCAGUGCUCUUGAUCAUGUCGUUUGACCGCUUCCUAGCCAUCCACAGCCCUCUGAGAUACAGCUCCAUUCUUACUCCUAUCAGAGUUGUCAAAAUAGGAAUAGUGAUAUCCCUUAAGAGUGUCCUCCUAGUGCUACCCUUCCCCUUUACUUUGAGAAGUUUGAAAUAUUGUAAUAAAAGCCAAUUAUCCCAUUCCUACUGUCUCCACCAGGAUGUCAUGAAGUUGGCCUGCUCUGACAACCGAAUUGAUGUCAUAUAUGGCUUUUUUGGAGUACUGUGGGUUAUGGUAGACUUUAUGCUUAUUGCUGUGUCUUACUUCCUGAUCCUCAAGACUGUACUGGGAAUUGCAUCCCGAAAGGAGCAGCUCAAGGCCCUCAAUACUUGUGUUUCACACAUCUGUGCAGUGAUCAUCUUCUAUCUGCCCAUCAUUAACCUUUCCAUUGUCCAUCGGUUUGUCCGACAUGUCUCACCUCUCUUCAAUGUUCUCAUGGCAAAUGUUCUUUUACUUGUGCCUCCAAUGAUGAAUCCCAUUGUGUACUGUGUGAAAACGAGACAGAUUAGAGUAAGAGUUGUAGCAAAAUUAUGUCAGAAGCAGAUGUAACAAUCAGACAAUGUAG
This is a messenger RNA of Panthera uncia (snow leopard), 961 nucleotides long. RefSeq names its product olfactory receptor 51A4. Gene Ontology annotation, molecular function: G protein-coupled receptor activity; olfactory receptor activity. The transcript has a single exon. Bases 1 to 945 code for a protein of 314 amino acids. Lineage: Eukaryota; Metazoa; Chordata; Mammalia; Carnivora; Felidae. Gene Ontology annotation, cellular component: membrane. The record is from RefSeq and is a predicted model, not a curated record. Gene Ontology annotation, biological process: G protein-coupled receptor signaling pathway.